AUGAUGAAACAGCGCUACAAGGACCCAUCUGCACCAUCGACUGCCACUCCCGAGAUCGCAGAGGCUUGCGGCAGCCGGCGCGUCCGCUACCGCGUCACCGCGCACCAGCCGCCCGCGGCCGAGAGCAUCGCCGGCUCGACGGCUGCGUCCGUGUUUGAGGCGGCACGGGCGGCGCUGCUGCCGGAGGGCUACCCCGGCUCGGUGCGGCCCGAGUACCUUCGCUUCCAGGUGUACGACACGAUUCAGGCCGCCUGCUCGUACCUGCGUGCCAUCCUCUCAACCGGCGCAAUCCUCAAGGCUUCGGGCGUCGGAGAGGCGGCGGCUUCGCCGAUGGCGGCGGCGGUCGCAUGGGUCCUCCGCGACGGCUUCGGCAUGUGUGGAUCGCUCCUCUUCGCCUCGCUCGUCGGCGUCGGCUUCGACGAGAACGUCAAGGAGUGGAGGCUGUUUGCUGACCUCAUCAACGAC
Molecule: messenger RNA, 465 nt
Organism: Emiliania huxleyi CCMP1516
Lineage: Eukaryota; Haptophyta; Isochrysidales; Noelaerhabdaceae
Exons: 1
Source: RefSeq, a predicted model, not a curated record